CUCACUUCGACACCCAACUCAUACUCAAUAAAGCUGUGUCCCGAUCGCAAUCUCUCAACCUCCCUUCUUCCGAACACACAGCUUCCGACACCAUGGGCAAAGCCGAAGCAGGAACCGCGAAAUGGGUCGCCAACAAGAUGAAGUCCAAGGGACUUCAACGUCUGCGCUGGUGGUGCGAAAUCUGCCAGAAACAAUGCCGCGACGCCAAUGGGUUUAAAUGUCACGUCCAAUCUGAAUCGCACGUCCGUCAAAUGCAGGUGGUUGGCGAGGACCCGCGUAAAUACAUCAACAACUUCAGCAACGAUUUCCAACGAGACUUCAUUUCACUACUUCGCACCACGCACGGCGAGAAAUGGGUCAGCGUCAACAGGUACUAUCAGCUUUAUAUAUUCGAGAAAGAACACGUCCAUUUAAACGCAACGCGCUGGGCAAGCUUGACUGAAUUCACGAAACAUCUUGGAAGGGAAGGAAUUUGCCAUGUCAAAGAAGACGAGAAGGACGGUCUUAUGAUCGCUUGGCGAGAUACUAGCGUGGCAGCUGUGAAACGGAAGGAAGAGAUCGCCGAGCAGGAGGCUGCGGAAGCAAGGAGCGGAGCUGGCGAGGACAAGAUGUUGAAAAAGAUGGCAAAACGAGCACAGGAGGAAGCUGAGGCCAAGAAGGCGAUCGAGGCAAAGAGGGCAGCGGCAGCGGUCGCGAUGCAGCAGAAGGAUAAUACAACCCCACCAGCCGAGACAGCCACAUCGACAGACGAAAAGAAGGUCGAUUCGCCAGUCGAGGAGGAAAAGAAGGAUAGCGACGAGCCAAAGCCAGACGCAGCGCCCGUCAAGCUGAGUUUCGGCAUGAAAGCAAAGAGUGCUCCGCCAAACAAGGCCGGUCUAGGCCAGAUGAAGAGCCAGAGCAUCUUCAAGCGGAAGAAGGAUGACACCCUGGAGCAGAAGCCCGUUAAGAAAGUCAAGCUAUGAAGGCGCUUCACGACAUGGACAUUUUCUCACUUGCAUAGCACGGCGUUUGGGGGUAAGAUCAAGUAGGAAUCCUUGAAUCUAGGACACGGUCAUGAGCCUUGAUGAGUUGUGUCUGGUAGCAUUUUUCGGAGUUGGAUUAGUUUGUUCUACAAUUUAUGCACUUCAUCGUCUGAUAAUUGAUCCUCGAUCCAUGCGUUUAAACUCUUGCUCUGG
Molecule: messenger RNA, 1175 nt
Organism: Dothidotthia symphoricarpi CBS 119687
Lineage: Eukaryota; Fungi; Ascomycota; Dothideomycetes; Pleosporales; Dothidotthiaceae
Product: zinc finger protein-like protein RTS2
Exons: 1
Coding region: 93-962 (289 amino acids)
Biological process (GO): DNA replication; DNA damage response
Cellular component (GO): nucleus
Molecular function (GO): double-stranded DNA binding
Source: RefSeq, a predicted model, not a curated record